This is a messenger RNA of Grosmannia clavigera kw1407, 243 nucleotides long. RefSeq lists its product as uncharacterized. The coding region runs from base 1 to 243 and encodes 80 amino acids. The transcript has 2 exons. NCBI's taxonomy places the organism in Eukaryota, Fungi, Ascomycota, Sordariomycetes, Ophiostomatales, Ophiostomataceae. The record is from RefSeq and is a predicted model, not a curated record.
AUGGACCGCACACAGAUCGCACACCUGGAUGAUGAGAGCUUUUAUUCGGUUGAGGAUACCUUGCCCGAUCCAUUCUCGGCCAUGCAUCCAAACCCUCGCUUCCACAUCCCGGCGAACGGGGAUGAAGGCAUUCGCAGUGUACCUCUUCCCGGUGUGCGUUGUCCAAAGUGUGCCAAGGAUGGCAAGGAGGUCUGGGUGAUACCUGGCCGUGCCUGUGGCUACUGUGGCACAGCUUGUGUGUAA